CCGAAACAAAGUCUCACAAUCGGAGAUACUUGAGUACUUCUAACAUCGGGAUCAUCACCAGUGUCACCCCUCCAUCACUCCUCACGCAAGAGAAAUAUGCAGAUUUUGAACAUACACACCCCCCACUCUUCCUUUUCUAUACUGCAUUCUUUGCAGCAGGACAACGUACAGAUGCUAUUUGAAAAACUGAGCCGUAAAUCAAUUGGCGCUGCGAGGGGGAAACACGUUGGUCCUGGCUGGGUCAAAUACCAACAUGGCGGCUCCUACUGGAACUUAGACGAUGAGUCCGACUACUCUAUUUUCGCAUGGAGACACAAGUCAGACGCUCUGGGCAGUGAACCCGAAGUUACAAUACACAUGCAUGACCCAGACACACCCCUUCCUGUGCCUCCGGAGUUCCAGAAUCCUCACUUUUACACCUUCCUCCCUACCGAGCCUCCCGCCCCCCGCCCGUAUGCCAAGUCUCUCCGCAGUGUUCGCUCUCGUCGGAGUACCAGGUCCUUACCUGAUGCUCCGUAUAACGAACCAACCGGUGUGGCGAAAUUUAAGGCAGACUUUCAUCGGUUCCAUAGCGAGAACGGCGUCCGCACAGUCAGAGGGAGCAUCGGUCCAGUUAGUAAUGUCCGAAUGCUCUUGAAGAGCGGAUAUCGCCAUGUGUAUAUUUCUCGUAAUUUUGCCAAGCGUCAUGGUUUUAUUCCCGAAAAUGCCACCCCAGGAAUGUACGGAUACACUGGUCUGAUUUCGAUCGGCGAAUGGCCAAUUACUCUUGGUUCAACCACCACACGACAUCAGGUUUAUCUGUCCGAGGAAACUCAUUUCGAUGUCGUCCUCGGCCGAUCCUUCAUGGAAAAGCGCAGCGUCAAGGUCGACUUGUUGGAUUUCACACUCGUCCACUGCAUGGACACAGGUGAAAAGAUUGACUGCGAAGUUGUCAUCAUUCGCGAUGGCAAGGGAGAAUAUGUCACCGUUACAUAAAGACUGCUUUCAGGAUCUCAGGAUACUAUUAAUGCUUGUUACUCUGUACGCUGUUGACUAAUGAUACACCAAUGUAUGAUUUGGAACGAGCAUCACAUUCUCUCCGCUUUAAAUCGCGAAAUCCGUU
Molecule: messenger RNA, 1102 nt
Organism: Cantharellus anzutake
Lineage: Eukaryota; Fungi; Basidiomycota; Agaricomycetes; Cantharellales; Hydnaceae
Exons: 5
Coding region: 97-975 (292 amino acids)
Source: RefSeq, a predicted model, not a curated record